UGUAAUUAUGUACAUUCUCCUAUCUAUUUUUAGCACUGGCCUGCCGCCUCAUUAACAAACUGCAGAUGCAAACCAUUCCACAGACAAGCACUGGGAGCUCUGUAGAGAAACUGACAUCCAAGGACAGCAAACAUACAAGGAUAAAGAAGUGUUAUAGCUAGAGGGGCGCAGACAGUUAAACCAACCGGAAUCAGGAUGUGGCGACAGCUUUGGAUGCUCGCUUUUGGGACGAGUUUUAGUGACGAUGAUUUUUUCGCCCCAUUCUCGGCAAGUCUCGUCUAUCUCGCGUUUGUGAUGGUAUUAGGGAUCAUUCUUCGAAUCCUUAACAAAAUGUUUUCGCCCGAAGCUUUCAAAGAAUACAUAGCAGAUUUUCUUGCCACUAUGGAAAUGUGCGCAUACUUUUUCGAAAACAACUUCAUAUUCAAGCAUUAUGGCUCUUUUUGGUUAUUUAUUGCUGUUCUUGUAGAAUGCUUCAUUGCAAACAGAACAUAUUUUGGUGCCUCCGAAAACCCAGUGAAAGCUUUUUACCAAUUUUGCAACAAAGAGAUCGGUUUGUCCAAAGCAGUAUUGAAAAUUGCGGUACAGACUUUGGCUGGUUUGGCCUCGUAUCGUUUGGCCAAGUUAGUCUGGUCCCUCGAUCUGGUUCCCGACCACCGAGAGAGGUUUUACGAGGCGGAGUGUGCCUCGGACCUGAACGUGGCCCUCACUGCCGGGAUACUGGUGGAGUUUGGCGCUACAUUGAUAGACACGUGGCUGGGGAUGCAAGUAUUAAUGAAAAAUCAACUAGCAGACGAAAUAAUAAAACUGAGCAAUGGAUCACUUAUGAUUGUAUUGGGCAUCAAUCUGACUGGCAUGUACUUUAACCCAGCCAUGGCCACUGGGCACACAUUCGGAUGUAAGGGGACCACGGCCUGGGAACACGUGGUCGUCUACUGGAUAGGCCCCUUCAUUGGCUGCUUCCUAGCCAUGUUGAUGGACCGGAUGUUACACAUAGAUGCUGCAGCAACGGUCGCCAUGGAAACCAAAAAGAAGAAAUGAUUUGACACUAAAUGUACUCUUCAUGUACAUGUACCUUUCCGUUGAAUCAAAGAUCUCCUAGUUGAUACACAAAGCAUUCCCCCUAUGCUAAUAUUCUUGUAUAGUUUAGAAAGAGUAUCGGAAUUUACUAGAUGUAUGGUAAAGCAAAAAAAAAAUUUUUUUUAAUCCACUUAUCCAAAAAUGUCUUUCACCAAACUACUUACUCUAAACCAUGUACAAGUAAACAAAAUAUCAUUUUAUGCGCUUUACGUAAUAUGUAAGUUCAAAACUUGAACUUACAAUAAACACUGGUGUACGCAUACCAAAAUGAGUCUAUAAUCGCUUUUCAAAGAAGCCACUGUUAUUCUUAUAUAUGUGCUGUAUUUGCUCCAUUUUCCAGGUCCCAUAUGAAAUACUUGUCAGCAGCAAAACGGCAAAAAUAGAUACAAGGACAUGUAUAUUUAUAUACCGGUAUAUAUUUCACGUACGCAUGUAAACAAGGCAAUGCGAAGAAUUUUACAACUAAACUUGUACUCAUUUUUACCGCCCGCGAUCUACUCCUCUGGUUUUUUGUCUUUACUCGUUUAUAUACUUUGUACAUGUAUGUAUGUAUGGUUUUUUUUCAACCCGGUAAUAUUUCAAUGCCUAAUUAAAACUAAUUUAAACAUGUAUUGGAUAUUAGAAAUUAUUUUCAUUUUUUACUUAAAAAAGGAAAGUGUUGGGUUUUUUUACCUC
Magallana angulata is the source of this 1752-nucleotide messenger RNA. Its product is annotated as aquaporin-11-like. The transcript has 3 exons. The record is from RefSeq and is a predicted model, not a curated record. Gene Ontology annotation, cellular component: cytoplasm; membrane. Gene Ontology annotation, biological process: transmembrane transport. Gene Ontology annotation, molecular function: channel activity. The coding region runs from base 196 to 1038 and encodes 280 amino acids. NCBI's taxonomy places the organism in Eukaryota, Metazoa, Mollusca, Bivalvia, Ostreida, Ostreidae.